AUGAGCGAUUUUGAGCCCACGAGUUACGGUUUGAGUGAUACCUUCCGUCUGACCAGCUACGGCGACUUGAAGGAAUCCAAGGGCUGCAAGGUACCCGAAAGAGUGGUUUCGGAGCUAUUGGAUACAUUUGCUGCCGACUCCUCGACCACCUCAGGCGGCCAGCAGCAGAAAUCGAAGCUGGAGCAGAUGCUGCUCCAAAUGAACAUCAACCCCCGCUCGCCGGGCGAAGGAGUGCAGCACCACUUGACUAUCGAGUGCCGGUAUCCGAUCAUCGACGAUCCCUACACCAUGGGGAAAAUCAUCUGCGCCGAGGCGGUCGGCGAUCUCUACGCUAUGGGCAUCACUGAGUGCGAGCAGUUGAUGAUGCUGGUGUGCUGGCCCCCUCGGAUGACUGCUGACGAGUUCAAUUUGGUGUUCGAGCUGAUGGAGCAGGGCUUCAAGGAUUGCUUUAGAACCACCGGCCCGAUGGUGAUUUGGGCCCAGUACGCCCAUCACAGGAACUGGUUCAUCGCAGGCGGAUUGGCCUCGGCCUACUGGUCGAAGCGCCAUCUGCUGGAACGCGGCAACGCUGUGGAUGGCGAUGUCCUGGUACUGACCAAGCCCCUGGGCACGCAGGUGGCUAUCGAUGCCUAUGGGUGCAUCGGUCAGCCGGACCGCUGGGAGCGCUACAAGAAUGUCGUCUCCGAAAACGAUGUCGAUAUAGCCUACCAGCAGGCCGUCCGGUUGAUGUGUCACCUCAAUCGCAAGGCCGCUCGACUCAUGCACUUGCACAAUGCCCAUGGAGCCAUCGCCGUGUCCGGGAGGGGUCUGCUAGCUCACGCCAAGACGCUGGCUCUGCUCCAAAAGCAGUCAGUGUCGUUUGUCAUUGACACUCUGCCGGUGAUCGCCAAUAUGGCAGCCGUAGCUAAAGCAGUCGAUGGCGCCGACAACUGCCCCCUGCUGCAGGGUCGUUCUGCCGAGACCUCGGGUGGUCUGCUCAUCUGCAUGUCCUAUGAGGAGGCCGUUUUCUACUGCAAGUUUAUCAAGGCAGAGGAUGACCACCUGGCCUGGAUCAUCGGCACUGUCCAGAGUGGCCCAAGGGAAGCUACCAUCAUCGAUAACGUUACAAUCAUCGAGGUUCCUGACAGAACUUGA
This is a messenger RNA of Drosophila obscura, 1134 nucleotides long. Its product is annotated as inactive selenide, water dikinase-like protein. Gene Ontology annotation, biological process: L-selenocysteine biosynthetic process. Lineage: Eukaryota; Metazoa; Arthropoda; Insecta; Diptera; Drosophilidae. Gene Ontology annotation, molecular function: ATP binding; selenide, water dikinase activity. Gene Ontology annotation, cellular component: cytoplasm. The coding region runs from base 1 to 1134 and encodes 377 amino acids. The record is from RefSeq and is a predicted model, not a curated record. The transcript has a single exon.